Molecule: messenger RNA, 1497 nt
Organism: Macroventuria anomochaeta
Lineage: Eukaryota; Fungi; Ascomycota; Dothideomycetes; Pleosporales; Didymellaceae
Product: 26S protease regulatory subunit 8
Exons: 2
Coding region: 180-1442 (420 amino acids)
Biological process (GO): mitochondrial respiratory chain complex III assembly; protein insertion into mitochondrial inner membrane from matrix
Cellular component (GO): mitochondrial inner membrane
Molecular function (GO): ATP hydrolysis activity; ATP binding
Source: RefSeq, a predicted model, not a curated record
CGAAAUCGCAGCUGUUGAAGCAACUCACCACGAGCGGCGGCGACAAUGCCGGCUCGCUAUAUUCACAGUUCACCGACAAUCCGUUCUUUACUGCCGGCUUCGGACUCGCAGCGUUAGGAGUCGCAGCGCGAACAGGACAGAAAGGACUUCAACAUGGCACCGCGUUCCUACGACGACGAAUGCUCAUCGAUCUCGAGAUCACACGCCACGACGAUGCCUACCCUUGGCUCCUUCAAUGGAUGACCACGUAUCAUAGGGCGCAAUUGACCGGCGCCCAGCGCUCGACAGGCGCAUCAGCUGCGCCAAGUGGCCUGCUCACGAAAUUGCUCAACCGCAUCGAUCCUCGUAUGCACCAUCUCCAGGUUCGAACCUCGGCGCCCCAGGAUGGCCCAGCGCUCGCUGCGCACUUCUCCUUCGUUCCUGGCCCUGGCCGGCACUUCAUGCGCUACAAGAACGCAUUCCUACUUGUCGAUAGACAACGUACACGCGAUGCCUUCGAUAUGCGAGACGGUACACCCUUCGAAACGAUCAGCCUCACGACUUUGUACAGCCACCGCGGCGUGUUCGAGGAUAUCUUCGCUGAAGCACACCAACUUUACCAGCAGUCGCAAGAGGGUAAGACGGUCAUCUACAACUCCAUGGGCACUAGUUGGCAGCCAUUUGGACAACCAAAGCGCAAGCGUCCGUUGGACUCAGUGGUGUUGGAGGCAGGUGUAAAAGAGAGGAUCGUUGAGGAUAUGGAGGCUUUCAUCUCCUCGCGCGCAUGGUACCUCGACCGCGGCAUACCAUACAGGAGAGGCUAUCUGCUCUAUGGUCCUCCGGGAACAGGCAAGAGCUCGUUCAUUCAAGCUGUGGCAGGGCAUUUGGAUUUUAACAUUGCCAUUCUGAACGUCAGUGAGCGAGGUCUGACGGAUGACCGCCUGAAUCACCUGUUGACCAACGUGCCACGGCGGACUGUCGUACUCCUUGAAGACGUGGACGUUGCCUUCAUGAACCGAAAGACGCCGGGAGCAGAUGGCUUUGCUAGCGCGUCUGUAACAUUUUCUGGACUACUCAAUGCUCUGGACGGUGUUGCUAGUGCUGAAGAGCGCAUCAUCUUUCUCACGACUAACCACGUUGAAAGGUUGGACGAGGCCCUGGUGCGACCUGGACGCGUCGACAUGACUAUAAGACUCGGUGAAGCUACUGAGCAUCAGAUCGAGCAGCUAUGGGAUCGAUUCUACGCCGAGUUCGACGCGAACGGUGAAGCCAAGCAGAGAUUCAUGGCUAAGGUCAAGGAAUUGGGGUUGGCUGAGUCGGUGAGCACAGCAGCACUGCAAGGGCUCUUUCUGUAUAACAAGGACGAUGUCGAGGGUGCCAUUAGCAUGGUCUCAGGCCUCACCGCUGGUCACAGUCAACGUGAAGGCCAUGUGGGCAUCCCUGGACAUGUAGAUGUAAAAUAAGCGGGGUUGGCGACUGCAUGACAUCACACCGAUCUGUGUCAAUACAUCUGGCCCC